CAUACAGGUCAGUCCCUAAAAAAAGGGAAAUGUACGAGUAAUCACGCUAUGGCAUGUAGGUGAUCACGCCAGAUGCAACACACAUUCCACAGUAGAGGAAUAGCAAAUUACGUCGUGUAAUCAAGAUGACAGACCACGGCUAUAAAAGCGAAGGUGGAAGUGGGAAGUUUGUCGCAGCCAUGUCCUGUCCGUUUCUACGCGAGCCACCCAUUGCGGAAGGUGCAAGAGUGAUAAGGAGAGUGUUCAGAAUCCAACGUAUAUUGCGGGAUAGACAGGAUCCUUUAGCACAGCGCGACAGUGUGCUCAUAGAGAGAUACCGAUUUUCCCGUGAGGGUAUCAUCUACCUAACCAACUUGCUGGAUCCCCAUGUUAAGAGUACCACCCACCGUAGUCGGGCAUUAACAACUGCACAAACUGUGUGCAUUGCCUUGCGCUACUUUGCGAGUGGCACGUUCCUGUACACUUGUGGAGACGCAGAGAACGUUGGGAAAAGUGCCGUCUGCCGGGCCAUUCGCAAAGUGUACCUGGCACUCAAGCAUUUCCUGGGUGUGUUUGUGGUUUUUCCAAGCCACUUAAGACCACAGGUCGUCAAACAGGGCUUUUUCGCCAUUGCAGGUACAGUAAAUUGGAUAGUGAAUGUGAUGCAAUCAUGACCUAUGUCGGUAACUGUAGCUCCAACGUCCGCAGGCUUCCCGAAUGUGAUUGGCACCAUAGACUGCACACACAUUGCGAUCAAGGCCCCCCCAGGCCCCACUGAAGGGGACUUUGUCAACCGAAAGGGGGGCCACAGUAUAAAUGUGCAGAUGGUGUGUGACUCGAUGUGCCAUAUCACAAAUGUGGAAGCAAAAUGGCCCGGAUCAGUGCAUGACUCACGGAUCUUCAGAGAGUCAGGGUUAUGCACAUCAUUUGAGCGUGGGGCCUACGAUGGGAUCCUCCUCGGAGAUAGAGGUUAUGCAUGCAGGCAGUACUUCAUGACACCGUUCCCUGACCCCAACCCUGGGCCACAAACCCGCUACAAUGCAGCCCUAGCCAGGACAAGGGCACGCAUUGAAAUGACCUUUGGGCAACUGAAGGAACGAUUCCAGUGUCUAAAACGCCUGAGGGUUGCACCUGACAGGGCAUGUGACAUUAUUGUUGCAUGUGCCGUACUGCACAACAUUGCCACCAUCAGAAGAGAGAGGACCCCCGUGGUGGAGGUGCAGCCUGAUGAUGACCUCCAGCCAGUGCACCUGGACCAACCUAGUGGCAGAGCUGCACGGGACAGGAUUGUGCAACACAAUUUCGCAUAAUAAAAACAUGACAUGACACAUUUUCUAUUGACGUUUAUUUGAGCAUCGUUGUCUGUCCCACCACACACAGGCCAGUCAUCAGUUGCCUGGGAAAACAGAGCAUGUAUACUGCGUCACGCAGGGUCAGCAAUAGUGCUCCGUAUGAACAUGUAUUCCUACUUACUCUGGAGUUCCUUUUGAAGCACCUCGAUUUCCAAUUGUAGUUUAUGCCUCAUUAGGGCUUGUAGUUCGAUCUCACCUAGGAGCUUUUGUUUCUUCAGCUCAGUAUACUCCAUUUUUUGCUGGAGACUUCUCUUGUAGAGCAGACGUAUGUCACCCUGUGUCAAUUGUGGUGACAACAUUUAACGGGGAAUACAUGUCAUAUAGGCAGUAUAAUUGAUCACAACACUGCCCACCUCUGCAUCAGCAGGCCUCUCUGCCGGCCUCUUGGCCUGCAAAUCAUACUGCAGUCAGACACACAUGGCAGUACACAAGUAGAUGGUAUUUCAGGCCAAUUCAUGCAUGUACUCACAGGGUCUUCCGCCACACCACAGCCAUCUGACAGGGUUGCGUCACUGUCCUGUGCAAUGGUAACACAAUGGUGUUACUAAGGGGUGUGGUACAGCCUAUAGGUCUGUACAAUUGGGUGGGGACAGAUAUAUGUAUAUCUCCCAACUUACUGUGCAUGUUCCAGUCACCCCUUCCAUGGGAACAGGUAAAAGUGAUGGUGUGUCAUGUAACACUACACACAGAGAAAACCCACAGUGCCAAUGAAUGAAUGUCACAGUUCGAAUAGC
Molecule: messenger RNA, 2065 nt
Organism: Maylandia zebra (zebra mbuna)
Lineage: Eukaryota; Metazoa; Chordata; Actinopteri; Cichliformes; Cichlidae
Source: RefSeq, a predicted model, not a curated record